Molecule: messenger RNA, 1190 nt
Organism: Wyeomyia smithii (pitcher-plant mosquito)
Lineage: Eukaryota; Metazoa; Arthropoda; Insecta; Diptera; Culicidae
Product: GATA zinc finger domain-containing protein 1
Exons: 2
Coding region: 150-1073 (307 amino acids)
Biological process (GO): chromatin organization
Cellular component (GO): nucleus
Source: RefSeq, a predicted model, not a curated record
CUGCACUUCCCUGGAUGUUGUUUUUCUUGCUGCACUAAUGUUUGGUACAUUUUGGUACAAAGUAGCGUCGUACUGCAUUUUUGCAUUGUUAUUCUCAAAAAACUCGAAACAAACUUUGCCAGUGUAAAGUGAUCGGGAAGUUUCAAAAAAUGGGCCCAAAGCUAGCCCCGAAAUGUGCUCAUUGCCAAAUUGGCACGUCGGAUAAAUGGCAAACCAUUGAAAAAGGUGUCACUGUUUGCGUUCCGUGUUAUGAAAAGCACGAAAAAGUUCAACAGGAACUUGAGGACGAGCUUAAAGUCAUACAAUCGGAACCCGUGAAACAAGAGGUUGGUAGCGAAGAACCAAGUGUAUCGGAGGCCACCAAUCUAGAACUGAAACUUUUGAUGGAAUCGGCCGAAAUCGAGAGUGAGAAAAAAAUUGAAGCAAAAAGAGAGUCCGCUGAAGAUGCUAAAGAGGAGCCAGGAGGCAAUGAAAAGGAGGAGAAGGACUCAACCGCAGACACCAAAGAGAAACCGAUGCCUUCGCUUAGUCCGAGGAAGCUGCGGAAGAAUGUAAGAAGUUCACGAAAAGGUGGAGCCGGAGGUUCUGGGGGCAAUGGAAGCAAAACGGGUCGCUCGAGAAGGUUUAUUUUUAAGAAAAACCCGAUGAAAGCUCCUAACAUUACCGUUACUACACGCACUGUAGAGACGCUGUUUCACAACAAUAUUUACUACCAGCUUGGGGACAUUGUUUCGGUGAUCGACGCUAAAGGCAACACAUAUUACGCACAAAUCCACGGAUUGCAAAUCGAUUCUUAUUGUGAAAAGUCUGCCUAUAUAACUUGGCUGCUUCCGACCACUUCAAGUCCUCCCCCGAAUGAAAAGUUCGAUCCUGCCACCUAUCUUAUUGGCCCGGUGGAAGACCUGCCACGUAAACUCAGCUGCAUGGAGUUUGUGAUGCACGCUCCGAGCAACUACUAUCUAGAUCGACACAAUCCGUAUCCCAGGCCGGAUACCUGGGGACCGGAAAAUACCUCCCAAGAGGAUAAUUCCAACUACGUUUGGGCCAACAUUGCUCAUUUGUAUCAAUGCUGAGCUUGUAUUGUAAUUAACACGAGAUUAAGUUUCAUUCACAUUAAGUGAUUUAAUACAAUUGUUCUAUCCACUAUGUAUUUCAUUUGAAUAAAAAAAAAAUUACUCGCAACUUCUGUU